This is a messenger RNA of Ziziphus jujuba (common jujube), 3518 nucleotides long. Its product is annotated as glycosyltransferase family 92 protein RCOM_0530710. NCBI's taxonomy places the organism in Eukaryota, Viridiplantae, Streptophyta, Magnoliopsida, Rosales, Rhamnaceae. The coding region runs from base 678 to 3503 and encodes 941 amino acids. The record is from RefSeq and is a predicted model, not a curated record. The transcript has 9 exons.
AAUAAAAAGUGCAUUCUCAGGUGGACCCCACUGUGUUUCCCAUAAAAGUAAAAAUGGUGGACCCCAUUGAUUGACAUGAUGAUCAGAGAGUGGAGGGAUGACGAAGCCCAAUACUCUGCAUGAACGACCAUCGUAAGUUUUUGCAGCAAACCCAACCACGUCGUUUAAUGGAGGAAGAGGAAGAAGAGCCAGGAGGAGAGUGCAGGUUCUGAACGACAUGUUAACGACCGCAUAUAAACCGACACGAACGGUCGACUCAACAAUAUGGUGGGCCCCCACUAUCUCCUCUCUCACUCUCUCUUCUCCUCUCAAAGCGGCAACAACUUCCGAUUAACACUCUCUCUCUCUCUCUCUCUCUCUCUCUCUCUGUGCCUUCGGCUUUGGCUUUGGCUUUGGCUUUGGCUUUGGUUUUGGCUUUCCUUUUCCUACUCCUCUCUCUCUCUCUCUCCCUCUCUCUCUCUCUAUCUCUCACUUUCCUUGAAAGCCUUUUAGUGCUUUGCGCUAGAAGAUAACCAAAGAAAAAGAUUUUCAUUAUUUUUUUAUUUUUAUAUAAAAUCAAAAUCCAGAAAUAAUAAUAAUAUUAGUAUUAUUUUUAAUGAAUCGAAAGGAAGAACAAGUAGAGUAUUUAGUGGGAUUUUUGGGUUGCUUUUCUGGGCCGGCUUUGAUAGCGGGGCCAAAUGAAGGACCGUAGGAAAAGAAGCAGCGGCGACGUCGUUUCCUGGAGCAGGUUCUUCUGGUGCACGCUUUUCGUCGUCUUCACCUGCGUUCUCUUCACCGGUUUCACCUUUUCCUCUUUUCGCUUCCUCUUCGGUGAAACGCUUCAACCUGUUCUGGUGUUACCAUGGCGAGCUCCGCAGAUGGAAGCUAUCUCCGGCGAUUCUCCGGUCAAAAAGCCCUACAUCUCCAUCCGAGAAAUAGUAUUGCUUCCAGAUCAAGCACUCGUUUUCCUAAAUUGUCCACCACCGGCUCGCUUAUUUACCAAAGAUGACCUCCACUGCGUUUAUUUCCCGGCUAAUGACUCCUCCUCCUCCCAGCGUCGUCUCAAGAAGCUGCCUAGGGAAGUAGACGGUGAUGAUCCCGAAAACCAAAUCGUAAGGUGUCCGCUUCAACCACGUGGCUUCACUGUGGCGGUUGCUUUGAAACCCAAGGGCGAACUCCCAUCUGGUCCUUCCCAUAGGUGGAACUCGCUGGCUUAUGAAGCUCUGAUCGACCGCGACAACACCACGAUAAUCUUCGUCAAAGGCCUUAAUCUGAAGCCUGAAAGAGUCUCCAAUGCAUCGAGAUUCGAGUGCGUCUACGGCUGGGAUUUCAGGAAGCCGAAGUUUCUACUAAGAACCGAGGUGGUGUCGAUCGCCCAAGAGAUCGUACGGUGCAAAACGCCGCUGAGUGUUCUGAACGCCCCACAGAGAGCCAACAGUUCGGUAAAGGUCUCCGUUAGAAUUAAAGGCAAGGGAAUACUCCCCAGCAUAGCCCGCCCGAUUUCACGAACCGAACCGAACCCGCAAACCCGGAAAAGCCACGAGAUGUGCGUUUGCACCAUGGUUCGGAACCAGGGUCGGUUCGUAAGGGAAUGGGUCAAGUACCAUGCGGAAAUGGGUGUCGACCGCUGGUUCAUCUACGACAACAACAGCGACGACGACAUCGAUUUCGUCAUCGAAUCCCUAGUCAGCGCCAAUUACAACGUGACACGUCACGUUUGGCCGUGGAUUAAGACCCAGGAAGCUGGGUUCGCCCACUGUGCCCUCAGGGCCAGGGAUUCCUGCAAUUGGGUCGGGUUCAUCGACGUGGACGAGUUCUUUCACUUGCCGUCGGGUCUAUUCCUCCACGACGUCCUCCACAACCAAUCAAAAUACGCUAACAUCGCCGAGCUUCGCGUCUCGUGCUACAGCUUCGGACCGUCGGGGCUGAAGCACGUGCCACCGCAGGGGGUUACGGUGGGAUACACGUGCCGAUUGGCGGCGCCGGAGAGGCACAAGAGCAUUGUGAAACCGGAGGCGCUGAACUCGUCGUUGAUAAACGUGGUCCACCAUUUCCAUCUGAGAGAUGGGUUUAGGUACGUGAAUAUGGAUAAGGGUGAGAUCGUGAUCAACCAUUACAAGUACCAAGUUUGGGAGGUUUUCAAGGAGAAGUUCUACCGGAGAGUAGCGACUUACGUGGCGGAUUGGCAAGACGAACAGAAUGUUGGGUCCAAGGAUCGAGCUCCGGGUUUGGGUACUCGGGCCGUGGAGCCUCCUGAUUGGUCCAGUAGAUUCUGUGAGGUCACGGAUACGGGUUUGAGGGAUCGGGUCCUUACCAAUUUGGUUGACCCGCAGACGCAUCUUUUGCCUUGGCAAGAGGUUGAAAAGCAUAAAAAAUCCAAAAUGGUGAGCGAAAACCCAAAACGGACUCCAUCUGAUUCAAAAAACCCACAAAAAGAUUCAGACCCAACAGGUGGUGGCGGCCAAAACCAGAACGAUGGUAUAUUCAUCAGCCCCAGAUUCAAAUCCGUGGCUGCCAUGGCCGGUUGGGACGAAGAGGCCCUCUUGACUGCGAGCCUCGUCGUCGAUGACACGCCCGAUCGGGAGUCUAAGCAGAAGAAACGCUCUGAUUUGCUUUUCAAGACACCUCCGAGCAAUUCAAGAAGAAAACGUAGAGCUCAAAGGCGGAGUCCAAUUUCAAACCCUGUUGCUGUUCUUGACCUAGAUGACGAAGAGAUUACAAAAUGUGAUACUGAAAAAGAUAAAACGGAAUCAACAAAUGUUUCGAAUGAAGAAAAGAAAACAGGAGAAGAUAAAUUAACUGAAGAAAGCUCUGGUGUUUCUUGCUCAAGCAUGACUGUUCCUUGCAUGGAUAAACUCAAGGAAGAGCUUUCUUGCGCAAUUUGUUUGGAGAUUUGCUAUGAACCAAGUACCACUUCUUGUGGGCACAGUUUUUGUAGGAAGUGUUUGAGAUCUGCAGCAGACAAAUGUGGAAAGAGGUGCCCAAAAUGCAGACAGCUGAUCAGCAACGGAAGGUCCUGCACCGUGAAUACCGUUCUUUGGAACACUAUACAACUUCUCUUUCCAGAAGAAGUUGAAGCAAGGAAGGCUGCUGGAGCUUUAAACAGUCGAGAAGCUGAGCGUCAAAGGCCAGAAAAGGAGUUCUUUAAUAGUUACAGCAAUCGAAGAACACAGGUAACAAUGCCAUCAAGCAGAGAUGUUACGGCCAUGAGAAGAAGAGCCAUACCUAGUGCUGACAUGGAUGGUGAGCUUUAUGUCAGAAGAAGAAGCCUUGUACGCCCUUCCAGGAGCAGUAGUAGAAGAGGGACAGUGGAUCAAGAUGAGGAUGCUGCAUUAGCUCUAAGGUUGCAGAGAGAGGAGUUUAUGGAGGCCUUUGAUGGGCAAUCGUCUACUAGGAGGUCUCUUUCCAUGGCUAGAGCGAACUUGAGAGCCAUGGCAUCUAGGGCCGUCAACCUUCGUGUUAGAGCUGGACCUAACCAAGAGCAGCAAAACGUUUUCUCAUUGCCGUGGAGAGGUAGGACUUAGUAUAUUCGUACGCCA